Humulus lupulus (European hop) is the source of this 3465-nucleotide messenger RNA. RefSeq names its product probable LRR receptor-like serine/threonine-protein kinase At1g56140. Lineage: Eukaryota; Viridiplantae; Streptophyta; Magnoliopsida; Rosales; Cannabaceae. Gene Ontology annotation, molecular function: ATP binding; protein kinase activity; protein binding. Gene Ontology annotation, biological process: protein phosphorylation. The record is from RefSeq and is a predicted model, not a curated record. The coding region runs from base 131 to 3277 and encodes 1048 amino acids. The transcript is spliced from 24 exons.
AGCAAACAAAAAAGGCAGAACUCAUUCUCAUUUGUAUUUGAGAUUUUUCUAUAAGCAUAUCUUCUUGUCCAUCGAAGAAUCUCCUAACUCAAUUCUUUUCUGAUUUAUAUGUGUAAAAUUAUUAUAGAUCAUGUCAGGAGGAGCCUCAUCAUUACUACCAAUCUUUAGUAUUUUCACUAUCUAUGUUCUGUGGUUCGUUGUUAUUAAUGCUUCUUCAAUAAGAGCCAAGAAUAGAACUCAGCCCGUUACAGCUCCCUCUGAAGUGAGAGCUUUGAACUCUAUCUUUGAGCAAUGGAUGAUAAAGGCCAACACUCAGCAAUGGAACAUAAGUGGGGAACCAUGCAGUGGUGCCGCCGUAGACAACUCCAUCAGCAUCAAAGCCGGCUCAUUCAACCCCUUUAUCAAAUGCGACUGCACUUUCAACCAUGGGUCUCUCUGCCACAUUACUAAACUCAAAGUUUAUGCAAUGAAUGUUGUUGGUCCAAUUCCAGAAGAGCUAUGGACUCUGACCUUCCUCUCCUUUCUGAGUUUGAGCCACAAUUUCUUGACAGGUUCUCUUUCUCCAUCAAUUAGAAAUCUCACUAACCUGCAACACUUGCACUUAGGCAUAAAUGCAUUGUCAGGAGAGCUCCCAAAGGAAUUGGGACUACUUACUGAGCUAUCAUCAUUGUUUUUUCUAGAAAACAAUUUCUCUGGUCCGCUGCCGCCGGAGCUAGGGAAUUUAAACAAAUUAAAAAUACUUAGUUUUCCCAGUUCUGGAGUGAGUGGCAAAAUUCCUUCAACAUUUGAAAAUCUCCGAAGCUUGAAACUAUUAUAUGCAUCAGAUAAUGAACUCACAGGCAAGAUACCUGACUUUAUAGGAAGUUGGUCAAAUCUUAAUGUCUUGGUAUUUCAAGGAAACUCUUUUCAAGGGCCUAUACCAUCAACAUUUGCGAAUCUAACUUCUUUAGUAGAAUUGCGGUUGAGUGAUAUCUCUAAUACAAGUUCUUCUCUCGCAUUUAUCAUCAAUAUGAAGUCUCUAUCAACCUUAGAACUGAGGAAUAACGAUGUUAUUGGCUCAAUUCCAUCGAAUAUUGGCGAACUCACAGAGUUGAAAUAUCUGGAUUUAAGCUUCAACAAGUUAAAUGGGCAGAUCCCAGACUCUCUUUUUAACAUGAAUUCACUUCGAACUUUGUUUCUUGGAAACAAUAGCCUAAAUGGUACCUUGACUAGGACGAAAAGUGCACCUCUUCUCACUAUAGAUCUAUCAUACAAUAAUUUAGUGGGGAUCAUUCCUUCUUGGGUCUACAAUCAACAAAAUUUACACAUUAACUUGGCUGGCAACAAUUUUGUGAUAGAUAAUUCAAACAAUAGUACUCUUCUUUCAGGGUUGAACUGCCUUCAGAAAAGUUUCCCAUGUAAUCGAGACCAUCCUCUCUAUUAUAACUUUGGGAUAAACUCUGGUGGUAAACAAAUGACAUCUUCUAAUGGGCUUGUGUAUGAGGAGGAUGAUCAACCUCUUGGUCCAGCUACUCAUUUCGUCACCAGCUCCAGAAGAUGGGCAGUGAGCAAUGUUGGAAUUUUCGCAUGGACUAAUAAUCUUAGCACUUCAUCAUCUCAAUUCACAAGUACUUUUGACACGGAGCUUUUCCUGACUGCAAGGAUUUCUGCUUCAUCGUUGAGAUACUAUGGUCUGGGGCUUGAGAAUGGUAACUACACUGUCAAACUCCAAUUUGCAGAAAUUGCUUUGGAAAAUUCUCUCACGUGGAAAAGUACUGGCAGACGUGUAUUUGAUAUUUAUAUCCAAGGAAAUCGCGUAAUACAGAAUUUUGACAUAAAAAAAGAGGCAGGUGGGAUUUCUUUUAGGGCAGUCCAGAAGGAAUUUAAGGCUCGGGUUUCACAGAACUACCUUGAAAUCCAUCUUUUUUGGGCUGGAAAAGGAACUUGUUGCAUACCAAUAGUUGGUAAUUAUGGACCUUCCAUUUCAGCAAUCAGUGCUACUCCAGAUUUCACACCCACUGUCAGUAACAUUCCUCCAACAUUAAUCAAUAAGAAGAAUCCUCCAACUUUAAGUAAUAAGAAGAAUCAUACGAGUUUGAUUGUGGAGAUCACUGUUGGGGCUGUCAUCUUAAGCUUUUUGUCUAUUUUAGUGGCCUUCUAUGUUAUCCAGAGAAGAAAUAAAUUGCAAAUGAGUGAUGAUGACGAGUUCUUAGGUAUGGAUGUUAAACCAUUCACUUUUGGUUAUGAUGAACUAAAGAUGGCCACAAAUGAUUUCGAUUCUUCUAAUAAGUUGGGAGAGGGAGGAUUCGGAGCUGUCUACAAGGGAACACUUGAAGAUGGAAGAGUUAUUGCAGUGAAGCAAUUGUCUCUGACUUCUAACCAAGGAAAGAACCAGUUUGUGGCUGAAAUUGCCACAAUAUCGGUUGUGCAACAUCGUAACCUAGUCAAAUUAUAUGGAUGUUGUAUUGAGGGAGAGAAACGGCUUCUUGUUUACGAGUAUAUGGAGAACAAGAGUCUUGAUCAAGCAUUAUUUGGUAACCAAAGCUUGAUUCUGAAUUGGUCAACACGGUUUGACAUUUGCUUGGGCAUAGCAAGAGGUCUAGCUUACCUCCAUGAAGAUUCACGACUUCGAAUUGUGCAUAGAGAUGUCAAAUCUAGUAACAUUCUUCUUGACUCUGAUCUCAUUCCCAAAAUAUCAGACUUUGGUUUGGCCAAAUUGUAUGAUGAUAAAAAGACUCAUAUAAUUACAAGAGUAGCAGGAACUAUUGGUUAUCUUGCACCUGAAUACGCCAUGUUUGGUCACCUUACUGAGAAAACAGAUGUCUUCGCUUUUGGAGUAGUGGCAUUAGAAAUCGUUACUGGCAGACCAAAUUAUUAUGACUCAAGCUUAGAUGAAGGAAAGACCUAUCUUCUUGACUUGGCUUGGAAUCUACAUGAAGAAGACCGUGAAAUCGAACUGGUUGAUUCAAAACUAUCAGAAUUCAUUGAGGAAGAAGUGAGAAGAAUCAUACGAGUAGCUUUUUUAUGCACUCGAACAUCACCUUCAGCUCGACCAUCGAUGUCCAAAGUGGUGGCAAUUCUUUCAGGAGAUAUUGAUAUGGACACUGAGGUUUCAAGGCCUGGUUACUUGGUUGAGUGGAAAUUCAACGAUGUCAACAGCUUAAUGAGUCGGAUUGCACAAGGGACUGAUCCUACCUUAUAUUCAUCCCAUACAAGUAUAAGCAUGGAGGCAGAUGCAAUGCUAUCACCAGGCGAUAGGGAAACUCAUCCAAUGCUUCAAAACAGAAAUAGUGAUUGAAGUUGAUAAAAGAUGGUUAGUGUUUGUCUAAUAUGAUAAGAAAAUUAGGACCCCCUUGUUAUGUAUCCAUGCUUGUAGUGUGUGAGAUGUUCUAUAUUUUUUAGCAGUAUAUAUAAUUUAGGUUCUUGAAGAGAAUUGUAUAACAUUUAUACUUUUUGUUUACAAAACAUUUUUUUUUGUUUCUCCAU